This is a messenger RNA of Zasmidium cellare ATCC 36951, 27339 nucleotides long. RefSeq lists its product as uncharacterized. The record is from RefSeq and is a predicted model, not a curated record. Bases 1 to 27339 code for a protein of 9112 amino acids. Gene Ontology annotation, cellular component: cytoplasm. NCBI's taxonomy places the organism in Eukaryota, Fungi, Ascomycota, Dothideomycetes, Mycosphaerellales, Mycosphaerellaceae. Gene Ontology annotation, molecular function: catalytic activity; phosphopantetheine binding. Gene Ontology annotation, biological process: amino acid activation for nonribosomal peptide biosynthetic process; secondary metabolite biosynthetic process. The transcript has 6 exons.
AUGGGCGAGCUAUCUCAACAAGAUCUUCGACAAAUCUGGACCUGGAAUGCGGAAGUGCCGGAAACCAUAGACGACUGUGUGCAUGAACUUUUUUCUCGAACCGCUCGAAGAUAUCCGCAAUCGACAGCAGUAUGCGCAUGGGAUGGAGAAUGGACAUAUUCUCAACUGGAUGACCUUUCGAACCGGGUGGCACAGCAUCUAGUGGCCUCUGUGCCAACUGGAAGCGCCGACAAUGCUGUAAUUCCGCUAUUCUUCGAGAAGUCGAAAUGGACGCCCGUUGCUAUGCUGGCGUGCUUCAAAGCCGGCGCCGCCGUAGUCACCCUGGAUGUCAACUUACCGGAGCAGCGUCUGAGAUCGAUCGUGCAGCAGGUGAAUCCACCCCUGGCGCUCGCAUCAAAGACGCAAACGAGGACUGCAACAUUGAUGAUGAGCCAUGGUCAUGAAGUGGUGGUAGUUGACGAAUCGUUCUUUGAUCGAAACCUGACGUAUCGAGCGGACGCUUUGAAGAUGCCCUCUGUGUCUCCUUCGCAGAAGCUAUAUGUCUGCUUUACCAGCGGAUCGACUGGACAUCCUAAAGGUGCUGUAGUACGGCAUUUCAACCUGUGCUCUGCAGCAGCACACCAACAUGCUGCACUUGGCUUUGCCACUUCUACACGGCUUUACGAAUACUCGUCGUAUGCUUUCGAUGUCUCGUACGACUCUUUGCAUGUCCUCAUAGCAGGCGGCUGCCUGUGUAUCCCUUCGGAAGAGGAUCGAGUUGCGGAUAUUACGGCAUCUAUCAUUAGGCUCCAGGCGAACUACCUUCGAAUCACGCCUACAGCGUCGAGGCUGUUGGACGCUUCCCGUCUUGGGGAAGUCCACACAGUGAGCUUCAUUGGGGAGCCUUUGAAAGCAUCAGACUUGGCCCAAUGGCAGGGCCAAAAGAACGUCUACAACACUUAUGGGCCAGUCGAGACGACUAUCACAAGCACUGCAUCUCUUGUCCAAGAUUUGAACGACCCUGAUAUUGGAACUGGGCUUGGACUUGUCACUUGGGUGGUGGACACUGAGAACGAUCAACUACAAUCAAUUGGCAAGGUUGGAGAACUGUUCCUCGAAGGCCCGUUAGUGGCCGGAGGCUAUCUGGGUGAUUAUGAGAAGACUGCGGCUGCGUUCAUCCAGGAUCCUGCGUGGCUAGUGAAUAGCCGAUCCAGCGUGCAUCCUGGACGUCGUAGCAAGGUCUACAGAACCGGUGAUCUCGUUCGUUACAUUGGAAAGACAGGCAAGCUCUCGUUCGUUGGCCGCAGAGACAACCAAGUGAAGAUAAACGGACAACGAGUUGAGCUUGGCGACAUUGAGAGCAAUAUUGCGCAACUUUUCAAGCUCUUCCAGCCCCAGGUUGUCACAGAGGUGACCAAGCCAGGCGACAGCCAAGAGAUGAGCCUCGUUGCUGUGAUUACCAGCCAGUCGGUUCCCUUCGACGAUUUGGCUGCCGCCGUGAAGGCGACGGACUUGCAAGAAGCCUUGGCCAACUCACUGCAGCAAUACAUGAUACCACGAGUAUUGCUGCCUCUUUCACGAAUACCAACGACCCCAACCGGUAAGACCGACCGACAGAAAAUUCGCGAACUAGCUGCACCCAUGCUUGAAGACAAGGUGUCGCAGACAUCGAUUUUUCAGCAACCCCAUACAGAUAUGGAAAGGGCGUUGCAGAGACUAUGGGCCAAGACGCUCGGUAUUGAUGCCUUCAGAAUUUCAAUUUUGCAUAGCUUCUUCGAGUUGGGCGGCGACUCCUUGAAGGCCAUCAGCUUGGCAGCGCUUGCACGUCAGAGUGGCCUCAACCUGACCGUUCCCAACAUCUUGAAACAGCCAAAGCUCUUCAAACAAGCACUCUUGAUCUCUCAAAUCUCUGGAAGUGAAGAGAUUGAAGGAGUUCAUCCUUUUGAUCUGCUACCAGCUGCUGAAAAGAACGAGUUGCGGCUGCUGGCUGCUGCUCAGUGUGGCGUACAACCACACGAAGUGGGCGACCUGUAUCCCUGCACGUCGAUGCAGACGGGACUGCUAGCCCUUUCAAUCAGGCGACCUGGUCAAUACAUGGCACAGGGCAGUUUGCGACUGAAAAUGAACGUCAACGCUGACCGCUUCAAGGCAUCGUGGGAGGCUUUGGUGGAAGAGAACCCUAUUCUACGGACCCGCAUUGUUGACCUUGCGGGCAAGUUCUACCAAGCAGUCAUCGAUGAGCCUGUCGAGUGGAUGCAAGAUGCUGAAAUGGUCGAUAGCGAAGCCAUGGGCAUUGGAAAGCCUCUGCUCCACGUUGCGUUACAACACAGUCACGAAGAUGCGUCGCCCAAAUUCGUAUUCACCAUGCAUCACUCGCUGUACGAUGGGUGGUCUAUGUCGCUUCUUCUAAAGCAGCUCUCAGAGGUUUACGAGCAAAGCAGCUCUGGCCACUUUGUACCUUUCCGAACAUUCAUCAAUCAUGUUGUUGGCACCGGCGAUGGCAAAGCGCGGGAGUACUGGGCGUCACAAUUCGAGGAGUCUGAAGCACCGCAAUGGCCACAACUGCCAUCAAAGAGUUACCAACCCACGUCAGAUAGCCACAUCCGUCACCUCGUGCAGGGCGUGGAUUGGCCAGUCGCAGACAUCACGCCGAAUGCCAUUCUCCGGUCAGCCUGGGCUUUGCUCGUAUCCGCGUACACUGGAUCCGAUGACACAAUUUUCGGAGCGGUCCUCCUUGGUCGACAAGCGCCUGUUCCUGGCAUCGAGGGCGUCAUGGGACCUACAAUAGCUACCUGCCCUAUCCGAGUACGGACGCCACCCUCCCAGUCUGUCACAUCGCUACUCUCUGCUGUGCAAGAACAGGCAGCAGAUAUGAUUCCCUUUGAACAGACAGGUCUCUCAGAGAUCCAGAAGAUAUCGCCGCAGUCUUGUCAUUUUCAGUCGCUGCUCAUCGUUCAGCCGUCAGAUGACAGCGACGCAUCGAGCCCAGCGAAUUCUAUAUUUGCUAAUGACCUCGGUAAUGCGGUAACAGAGGAUCUCGAUGCAUUCACGACGUACGCUUUGACGGUUCAAUGCACUCUCGGCUCGGCGAACUCAGACAUGAUACUAGAUGUGUCCUCUGAUACCGCGAUCGUCAGUGAGGCUAGGGCGCAAAGGGUUCUCAGCACUUUUGAGCAGAUACUGAGGCAAGUGUGUGCCUUGAGCGGUUCAGACCUUUCUACGGCUCAGAUCAAGCGGAUCGGUCAACAGGACGAGACAGACGUGUAUGCCUUGAACAAGCACAUACCUUCUGCUGCCCAUGAAGACAUCGUGGACAUCAUUGCACGAAACAUGACAGAGAAACCCAGUGCUCCUGCAGUGUGUGCUUGGGACGGCGACCUGACCUAUGGAGAGCUAGACGAGCUCUCAUCUGCCUUGGCGAACACUCUGCAGUUCGAAAAUGUUACGAAGACGCAAACAGUCCCCUUGUUCUUCGAGAAAAGCAAAUGGAUGACGGUGGCACAACUAGCCGUGGCCAGAAGGGGAGCCGCAUGUUUGAAUUUGGAUCCUGAUUUGCCCCUCGAAAGGCUUCGCUACAUGGUCAGCCAAGUCAACGCACCCGUGAUGAUUGCAUCGAGAUCGCUGUCAGACAAUGCUGGAAAGCUCGGCGAUGCACCUGUGAUCAUCGUGAGCAUGGACGAGCUUGCCAAUAUGACGAACGCCAGCAAGUCGUUCGAGCCGGUAGUUGUGGAUGCUGCGGUAUACAUCCAGUAUACUUCUGGGACCACUUCAGCACCUAAAGGGACUGUGGUUACUCGCGGUAAUCUUUCCAGCGCUUUCUCAGCGCAACGAGACGCCUUCGCUUUGGAUGCUUCGUCCCGAGUCUAUGAUCACAGCUCCUAUGUCUUCGAUAACCACUGGUUGAACAUGUGGUAUGCGCUCGCGAGUGGUGGAUGCCUAUGUGUGCCUGCGGGUCAAGAUCGAAUGGACGACGUAUCGGGUAGCAUUCGCCGCUUGCGAGCAAAUUGGGCACUUUUGAUACCCAAUGUAGCACGUUUCAUCGAUGAAGAGACUCUUCGUUCAAUGCACCGGUUGUAUCUUGGGGCUGAGUCCGCUUCCCUAGAUCAGAUGGAACGCUUCAGCAAGUACGUCAAUACGUCUAUAGCUUAUGGACCGUCAGAGGCCACCAUCGUGGCGACUGUCUCUCAGAGCUACUCCCCGGGAACGAGCCCCAAGAACAUCGGUCGAGGUGUCGGUGUAACCACUUGGAUAGUUGACCGAGAAGGUCAGCACUUGAGUCCAAUCGGGGCCGUCGGUGAGCUGUGGCUUCAAGGCCCUCAGGUGGCGACAGGUUAUCUGAACAAUCCCGAGAAGACAGCCCAAGCUUUUUUCUCGAGAGCACCUUGGCUUGACGAACUUCCAGAUACGUACCAGAACCGUGGUCGACUGUACUCCACUGGAGAUUUGGUCUAUUACAACGACGAUGGCGACAUCAUUUUCAUGGGCCGCAAGGAUACCCAAGUCAAAGUCCGAGGACAGCGGGUCGAGCUAGAUGAAGUCGAACAUCAUCUGCGUGCCUCUUUGCCAUCUGAGAACAGCAACGAGGUUGAGGUAGUUGCCGAAGUAUUCAAACCCCGAUACAGCGAUUCGGCCAUCUUGGCGGCCUUCAUUGGUCUUCCCGAUGAGAUCAGAGAGCCCGUGUGGCAAAAGCUUGCCUCAAUUGAUGGCGUAUUGGCAGAAGUUGCGCCCAAGGCAAUGAUACCAUCAGCUUUCAUGGGACUCCAGCAGAUACCCGUUACUGCAACUGGGAAGACUGAUCGACGCAAGUUGCGUGAAAUUGGCGCAUCUAUGAGCAUCGAAGAGCUGAGUGCCAUGCAUCCCGCGCGUUCCAAGAAGAAGAGGCUUCCUUCAACGGAGAUGGAGACCACACUGCAGCUUCUGCUCUCGGAAGUUCUCGGCAUCGAUGGCAGCCAGAUCGGUGCUGAUGACAACGUCUUCACGACUGGUAUGGAUUCGAUCGUUGCAAUGCGCUUGGUUGGGGUUGCUCGUGAGCGUGGACUGGCCUUGAGUGUGAGCGACAUCUUCACGACCCCUAAGCUUUGCGAUCUUGCCUUGAAGGUCCACCGCUCCCAUGGCCCAAAUGCGCAGGAAGACUUCGCUGCCUUUGCACUGCUGCCUCGUAGUCUUGACACCAGCUCAAUCCGUCAAAGAGUAGCUACUGCAUGUGACGUCGACCUUGUGGCGGUGGAAGAUGUAUAUCCUGCAUCAGCCCUCCAGGAAGGACUCGUGGCGAUGACCGGGAAGCAUGAUGGCGACUAUGCCCUUCGGUCAGUCUUGGAACUCCAUGACGAGAUCGACAUUGACCGCUUCCGAGCAGCUUGGGAUCAGAUACAGAAACGGCUGCCCAUUCUGCGAACACGAAUCGUUGGCCUUGACAUCCCCGAACUCCCGCUGGUGCAGAGUGUCAUUGAUGAACCGAUAGCUUGGUCUCAGUAUAGCAGCUUGAACGAGUGCUUGGAGCUGGAACAAUCUAUGGGAUUGAACAAGUCACUUUCUAGAUUUGCCUUUGUGUUCGACCCAGAAAGUGGCCGCCGGCUAUUUGUGCUUUCUCUCCACCAUGCCUUAUACGACGGGUGGUCGACACAAUUGCUGCAUGAAGAGGUCACACGUGCAUACAAGGGCGAGCAACCACAGUCUUUGGUACCUUUCACUCGGUUCAUCGGCUACACCAACGAGAUGCAAGGACAGUCGGAGUUCUGGAAAAGGCAUCUACAAGGUUCUGAGGCUAUGGCAUUUCCUUCAUUGCCCUCGAUUUCCUACCAGCCACGCGCCGACGACAGAGUCGAAUAUGAGCUCGCCGUCGAUUGGUCACGAAUCCCCGUAACCCCAUCCAACGCCAUUCGUGCUGCGUGGGCGAUUCUCCUAAGCUGCUACUGCGAUUCUGACGAUAUCACCUUUGGGUCAACGAUCUCUGGUAGACAAGCUCCCUUGCAUGGCAUUGACAAGAUUCCAGCCCCAACUUUGGCGACGAUCCCAGUGCGAGUUGCACUCAACAAAGACAUGGCCGUUGACCAGCUCCUCAAGAGCGUGCAGGACGACGCCGUGGCAACGAUCCCAUACGAACAAUUCGGAAUCCAGAACAUUACGAAGCUUAGCGACGAUGCCGAAUGUGCCUGCAAGUUUCAGACUAUCGUAGUGAUCCAGCCAAAGGUUGCCGCCGGGUCGAUCUUUAGGAGCUUGUCAGACUUUUUUGGAAAGCAAGUCGAGGUCGCAGAUGCAGGUACCUUUAGCACGUACGCUGUCAUGGUCGAGUGCCAGCUGAAGGAUGACGGGAUGCACCUACGCUUACUGUUCGACUCGCAUGUGAUCACUUCAAAACAAGCAUCACGCCUGGCUCUCCAGCUUCAACGGACCUUGUCGCAAUUGUGUUCUGCUGCAAAUUCUGGGACUCAGGUUGGCGACAUUGACCCCAUGACCGACGAGGAGCAUUCUCUGAUCUGGAGCUGGAAUGGGGCAUUACCAGAGACUGUCGAUGGCUUGAUGCACGAGGUCAUUGCUGGUGUCUGUCGUACCAACCCUCAUGCGCAGGCAAUUGCAGCAUGGGAUGGAAACCUCACUUACGAAGAACUGAAUGCGUUGGCGACAGGACUGGCGCAUCAUCUCGUGCAACAAGGCGUUCGACCUGGAGCUACCGUACCCCUAUGCUUCGAGAAGUCUUUGCUCAUGCCAGUGGCAGCUCUCUCAGUGUGGAAAGCUGGCGCGGCCUGCGUGGCACUCGAUGUCUCACAACCUUCUGCUCGAUUGCAGAUUAUAAUUGAUCAAGUCAAUGCCCCGCUGAUCUUGUGUUCAACAGAGCAGAAGGAGGUCGCGACGCAGUUGGGUCGCUCUGCUCCUGUUGUGGUCGACCGAGCUUCAUUGAAUCGUUUUGGUGAUUCUGCUAAUGUGCUACAGCUUCCCUCUGUUUCAUCCUCGAGCCCUCUUUACCUAGCGUUCACCUCCGGCUCGACUGGGCUACCGAAAGGUGCCAUUCUCUCCCACGCGAACGCUGUCAUUAGCUGCAAAUAUCAGUUGCAGGUCCUUGGCUUCCACCCGAACGCCAGAGUAUACGACUUUGCUUCCUACGCCUUUGAUGUGGCAUGGGGCAAUCUCUUCAGGACUCUUGCUUCCGGGGCUUGUCUCUGCAUACCAUCAGAAGCCGAUCGAAAGAGCAAAAUAGUCGGAUCCGUACGCGCACUCAAAGCGAAUCAAGCCUCAUUCACGCCGACGAUGGCGAGGCUCUUUGAUCCUUCCGAUCUGCCGACUCUCGAACUUUUGAGGUUUGGCGGGGAAAAACUAGAGGAGGCAGACCUUGUUCGCUGGCGUGGCAAGGUCAAAACCAUGAACGUAUACGGCCCAGCUGAGUGUACUCCGAUCAGUACCAUUGCUCACACGGAUGGUCCAAAUGCCCUCGAAGGCGGAAUUGGCAAAGGAUUCGGUGUCUGCACAUGGCUAGUAGACCCCAAGGAUAGCUCGAGGCUCGUUCCAAUCGGCGGCUUGGGCGAGCUGUGGUUAGAGGGACCUCUCGUGGGACUUGGAUACACGGACCCUGAACAAACAGCGAAGGCUUUCUUCGAUGGGGCUCCUUGGCAACGGAUGGGCGGAUCUGCUCAGAAACGCGCUAAUGGAAGGUUUUACAGGACGGGAGACAUCUGCAAAUACAACGAGGAUGGCAGUCUUCUCUUCAUCGGACGAAAAGACUCGCAGGUCAAGAUCCGGGGCCAACGUGUCGAGUUGGGUGAUGUGGAGCAUUUGAUCAGACGUCACAUCCCGACAAGCAACGAAAUGCAGGUGGCAGCCGAAGUGGUCAUGCCGAAAGGCAGCAAUGCUCCAUGCUUAAUCGCCUUUCUUGCAAGUACGUCGCAAGACCAAUCUGCUGGACCAGAAGUCCGCCUCAUCAAGGAUCUGAUAUGCCACAUCGAUACCGAGCUCGCACAGGUCGCGCCUACAGCCAUGCUUCCCACAGCAUAUCUAGAACUUCCAACCAUUCCUACGAAUGCAAGUGGAAAGACAGAUCGUCGUCAGCUGCGGAAUAUCGGCAGCUCGAUGACUUUGGAAGAGCUGGCAGCCCAGCAUCCCUCCCGCACAGAGCGGCAACCGCCUCAGACGGAGCGAGAGUUGCAGGUACGACACCUAUACGCCUAUGUGCUGGGCAUAGACCCCACUACGAUUGGACGAGACGAUAGCUUCAUGAGGAUAGGCGGCGACUCGAUUGCUGCAAUGCGCCUUAGCGCUGCAGCAAAGGCAAGCACGCCAUCGCUCAGGAUUUCAGUUGCGGAUAUACUCAGCUAUCCGCGGGUGAAGAGCCUUGCCGAAAUGGCGCAAGAGAUACAGGAAGAGACAGAGCUGGAAGUGGUACAACCCUUCUCGCUUCUACCCGCGGCUGUCGAUAUCGCAUUAGUCUGCCGAGAAGCUGCAGCCUUGUGUCCUGGACUUGGUCCCGAACAGAUCAAGAAUGCCUACCCGGUCACAUCACUACAAGCCGGCCUCAUGGCGCUGACGUCUAAGCGUCCUGGUGACUACGUCGCUCACUUUCGAUUCGAGCUGUAUCAAGACGUCGAUGAAAGCCGCUUUCGACGAGCAUGGAACGCCGUUGCUCAAGCUGACAUCCUACGCACUCGCAUUGUCGAUAUACCCUCAUGUGGCGGCUUGACUCAAGUCGUGACUGACCAAAACGUCGACUGGCUCCAAGCCGAGAGUCUUGAUGAUCUUGACGGGUUGUUGUUAAAGGACGCAAUGAGACUUGGCAAGCCUCUGGUGAGGGUUGCCCUGACAUCUCACGGCGACAAAAACUUCUUUUCUCUAAGCAUGCACCAUGCGAUCUACGACGGUUUGUCGCUGCAAUUGCUUCUCCAAGCUGUCGAGAAGGAGUACUUGAGCUUGCCAUCUCAGUUGCGACCAAUCAGUCUCUUCAUCAAUCAUAUCCAAGAUGCAAGCUCGACAGAGGCAGACCAAUACUGGCGCACGCAGUUCGAGGGAGCAGAGGCUGUGCAAUUCCCGGACAUCUCCUCCGCUGGACCGAACUAUGUGCCACAGUCUGAUCAGCGCAGAACGACCGCCGUGGACAACUUGACCUGGCCGAAGGCGAGCAAUUUUACCACGGCCAGCCUAGUCCGUGCUGCGUGGGCAAUUCUCGUCUCUCAUUACACCGCCGUUGAUGAGAGUGUCUUCGGUGCCGUUCUGUCCGGCAGGCAGACAGCUGUUUCGGGCAUUGAAGAUGUACUUGGGCCCACCCUUGCUACUUGCCCUAUUAGAGUGAUAACGCGCACCAACAGCACCGAGUCACUGGGAGAAUUGAUCACUCGUGUCCAUCGCCAAGCUGUCGACAUGACGCCCUUCGAACAGACGGGUCUUCAUCGUAUCAGGAGAGUCAGCCCUUGUGCUCAACAGUGCUGCAACUUCCAGUCCCUGUUGGUUGUCCAAGCUGCCAGCACAACCUCGCAGAGCCAAAUUUUCGCCAGUGUCCCUUCGGGUGUAGAAGAUGGUCCGGACACCUUCUCAACCUACGCCAUCCUGCUCGACUGUCGAAUCACAGCUGAUGGCUUGAAAGCCCAGGCGAGCUUCGACUCCAAGUUGGUUCCUGCAGCCAACAUGGAACGUCUUCUGGCCUCGUUUGAGACCAUCGUUCGACAACUAUGCUCUGUCGACCUUAGUAAGGCAUCUAUACGUGAUAUUGAGGUCGCAAGUAGCCAAGAUCUUGAAAAGAUCCGGCUCUGGAAUGCAGUGUUACCUGAAGCGACUGAAGAGUGUAUUCAUGAUCUGAUCGCCAAGCGAGUUCGUGAGCAACCUGAGCAUCAAGCUGUUUCCGCUCACGAUGGCGACUUGACAUAUUCUGCUCUGGACAAGCUUUCAACUCGGUUGGCUUGCCACGUCCUGGCGGAGAUAAAUCGACACGGGCAGUCCUCCAAGAGUCCAAGAAUCGUCCCCAUAUUCUCUGACAAAAGCAAGUGGGUGUCUGUCUGCAUGCUGGCGACUGCGAAGGCUGGCCUCGCUUUCGUCACGCUCGACGUUAAACAGCCGCUUGGACGAUUGGCUUCUAUUAUCCGACAAGCUGAAGCGACCUUGGUACUGAGCUCUGCUUCCUGCCUGUCACUUGCUCGAUCAUUGUCGGACAAUGCUUUUGAAGUCAGCCAUGAGGUCCUCAGCUCGACGCCAAGUGACAUCGGGAAGAGCUUACCGUCAGUCUCUCCGGGUGAUUUGCUCUAUGUUGUGUACACCAGCGGGAGUACGGGCUCUCCAAAGGGCGCUCAGAUCUCACAUGCAAACUUUGCAAGCGCUGUCAAAUACCAGCAAGAGGCUCUCAGAUUCAACAACGCCUCGCGUGUCUACCAGUGGGCAUCCUAUGCCUUUGAUGUUUCCAUAUCAGACUGUCUGCACACGCUGACAGCCGGCGGAACCCUUUGCAUACCUUCGGAAGAUGAUCGUUUAUACAACAUCGCCGGCUCUGUCAAGGAACUUUCUGCCAACUACCUGCACAUGACCCCCACGACUUCAAGACUCGUAGAAGACAUACCUGAACUGAAGACGAUUCAAUUCAGCGGCGAGGCUUUGAGGCAAAGUGAUGUGGCAAAAUGGAGCAACGGAUCCAGAUCUAUCAUCAACUCUUUCGGCCCUGCCGAAUGCUCCGUGACUGCAACCGUCGCAGAUCUUACAAAUGCGGAUAAUGCCCAUCAACACAGUGAUCCAAGCAUUGGUAGGCCUGUGGGAGGUGUUGCUUGGGUUGUCAACACCUCUACCGAGCGACUAUCUGCGAUUGGAGCCGUCGGAGAGCUAUUCCUUGAAGGUCCGCUUGUUGGCCAGGGUUACCUCCACGAUCCUGAUAAGACUAUGGCAGCUUUCAUUAAGAACCCGCCCUGGCUACUUGAAGCUGGCCGCCAAGGACUGGUCUACCGAACCGGUGACCUGGUCUCAUUGAAACCAGGUGGCAGCUUGUCCUUCGUUGGCCGCCGAGAUGCCCAGGUCAAGAUUCGUGGGCAAAGACUUGAGCUUGGUGAAGUCGAGUACCAUGUGCGUAACAAUUUGAACACAUCGUCGCUCGAGAACGUUCAAGUGGUUGCCGAUGUGGUUGAUCGAGCAGGAAGUCAACAACUGGUGGCAUUCAUCAGCUUGACCCAGAGCUUGUCAUCUCCUGUAACCGCUCAAGAACUGGAGCAGCUCGGAAGCAGAUUGACGACAGGUAUCGAAGAGAAGCUCGCGAAAGACGUUCCAUUGUACAUGGUGCCGGCAUUCUAUAUUCCGCUUACGGCGAUCCCACUUACAGCCACCGGCAAGACCGACAGACGACGACUUCGCGAGAUUGGUGUGGCUUUCACACUUCAAGAUGUUGCAACGACAAAGCCCAGUGCUGCAAGACCACCGACGACUGAAGUUGAGAAGCAACUGGCGAUCAUCUGGUCGCAAGUGUUAAACGUACCGCUGGCAUCAAUCUACCCGGAUGAUCUCUUCAUUCGCUUGGGUGGCGACUCAAUAUCGGCGAUGCAAAUAGUGUCUCGUGCAAGGCAGCGCGGAAUCAGCAUGACCGUGACGGACGUGCUUCAGGCACAGACGAUCGGAAAGCUGGCCUCCAGGAGCAAAGUCGCCGAGAAGAAGCCACAGGUGAGUAAGCAGGUUGAAGGAGAUAAUACUGACUGCUUUCCUUUGUCACCAAUACAGCGUCUUUUCUUCCAGAACAAUCCCGAUGGUGCCAACCAGUUCAAUCAAAGCUUCUUGCUCAGAAUCAAUCGACCUGUCGUGUCGAGUACCUUCGCAAGAGCCAUCGAUGUGCUCGUCGCCCGGCAUGCGAUGCUCAGAGCCCGAUUUCGAAAGGACGACCAAGGACAUUGGCAGCAAUACGUCGAUCUACCUGGUUACAGCAUGUCGCUGUACGCUUUCGAGGAGCAUCACGUGAACGACAUGCGUGACGUGCAGCCCAUCUGCCAGCGUCGUCAGGAGACACUUGACAUUCAGCAAGGCCCAGUGUUUGCUGUCGACUUCUUCAAUGUGCCCAAUGGAGCACAAGCAGUGCUGUUCACUGCCCACCAUCUUGUAAUCGACCUUGUCUCUUGGCGUGUCGUCUGGCAUGACCUCGAGCAGCUUUUGACGAAAGGAGGUCUGGACCAGGCCAGACCAAUAUCUUUUGCUGCUUGGGUCAAAGCUCAGAUUCAUGAUUCAGAUGAGCAGCCAGAAAAUGGCCUGCCUGACGUCGAUGGCAGCUCUGCGUCUGGGUUCUGGGAGGUAAGUCCCAAAGACAAUACACGCCGAAACUCCGAGACCUUUGAUUUCAGGUUAGACACCGAUGUCACUUCCAGAUUGUUGCAGGAUAUCAGUCGCAACAUACGCGCAGAGCCAAUGGACAUCAUAUUGGGUAUCUUGAUACACACCUUUCAAUGGCGAUUCCAGGAUCGUGGUUCGCCGGCACUAUGUGUCGAGGGUCAUGGUCGAGAACCGCUUUCGAUAGGCGACAAAGACAUGUCGACCACCGUCGGAUGGUUCACCACGAUUUAUCCUAUACGCAUAAUUUCCACGGCUGGCGAAGAGAUACUACACACUGUACACUGUAUCAAAGAUGCCCGAAAACGGAUGACAGGGAGAGGUCGAGCGUACUUUGCCUCCCGCUUCUACAAUCCUGGGGGCGACAAUCACCUUCAAGACGAGGACCCUGCGGAGUUUCUCUUCAACUUCACGGGAGCACUCCAACAACUUGAAAGCCAGCAACCCUUCUUCAGUCAAGAAGACCGGCCAGAGAUGCUCGGCAGUAGAGCGCAGGUGCACGCAGAUGUACGGCGAUUUGCCUAUAUCGAAGUCAAUUGUGGUGUAGAGAAAGGCGAGCUUGAGCUCUCCUUCAUCAUCAACAAGUCAAUGAAGCAUCAAGAUCGUCUGCUCGAGUGGAUGACGGCGUCUGUUGAUGCGUUCAAAAAUGGCAUUCCAUUUGUCUCCAACAGCCACAGUCCAUUCUCUUUGAGCGACUUUCCCAUGCUUUCGACCACCUACCAUGGCCUUGAUCUAAUCUCGCGCUCUCUGCUCGAAUCCGGGAUAUCUCCAAACGACGUCCACGACAUAUACCCCACAUCACCGUUGCAGGAAGGCAUUCUUUUGAGCAUCGAGAAGAAUACGGCAAGCUACACAAACCAGCUCAUGUGGAGAUGCACUCCCACUUGGCCACAUGACAAAAUCGAUGUCGAGCAGCUGUCGAAAGCAUGGCAGGCUGUGGUCCGGAGUCACUCCAUCCUUCGAACAGUGUUCAUUACCCAUCCUGAGACCGGCCGCUUCCUGCAGGUUGUGCUAGAUGGCUUCGAAGCCAGCAUUCGCAAUGUUGAUGGCGAUGAGAGAGCUCCCGAGAACACCCUACAGGCUCUUGAGACUAUCGCCUUUCCGGAUGGUCGACCCCUGCAUGGGUUCACAGCAUGUAAAAAUACUCGUGGCGAAGUGGCCUGCAGGUUAGACAUCAGCCAUGCGCUCAUCGACGCUGUCUCGAUUGCGCUUAUCAAGGGCGAUCUGCUGGCGGCUUACAAUGCCCAAACUCUACAGCCUGCACCAUCAUUCUCCAGCUUCAUCGGACACCUUCAAAGGUCAGAAGGGAAGCUUCUUACUCAUUGGAAACAGCGGUUAGCAGACACGCCUGUUUGCGAGUUUCCACGCACCGCAAAUGCGGUUGUGGAGUCUGGUGUACUGCACGCUUCGAUGCCAGUAUCCAGUCCGCGGACUUCAGAGGUCCAUGCGUUCUGCAUGAAGGCGCAGAUGACAAGAUCAGUCUUUGCUCAAGUCGCCUGGGCCUUUGUAUUGGCCCAUUUCACCGGCAUGGAUCGGAUUUGCUUUGGAAACCUUGCCUCCGGCCGUGACACUCCUAUCGAUGGUAUCGACAAGCUUAUGGGCCCUACCAUCAGCGUGCUUGUUGCGGAGAUCGACCUCACUUCACCACUGAUCCAAGUUCUUGAGCAGACCCAGAAGAGAUCUAUCGAGGACCUCGCUUAUCAGCACUGUUCGCUUGCUGAAAUGAUAAACGGGGCUCAGACUGGUGUUGGCAGGCUAUUCAAUACUAGUAUCACCGUCCGCAAGGAGACGGAGGUCAGUCCAAAUGGAGCCUCUGGACUGACUCUCGACACUAUCAACUGGGAAGAUCCUCAAGAAUACGACCUUGUCCUUGGUGUCGGGCUCGCGGAGUCUUCCACUGAUUUCUCGAUCUCAUAUCGAAGAGACGCCGUCAGCGACGAGGCCGCCCAUUUGGUGAUCAAGAAACUGAAUUCAGCAAUUGAUAUGAUCCUAGACUCAUCAGCAGACUCCACCAUGACGGCACAACAACUAGCCGAUGUUCAUCUUCUCGACCAACACGAUCUGUCGCAUAUAUGGAAAAGAAAUUGGAAAGUCCCCGAACCAAUCUUGAACCAUUGCGUGCACGGUCUUAUCGAGCAGACUUCACAGAAGCAGCCAGAUACUAUCGCCAUCGACGCUCACGAUGGCCGACUUCUGUACGGAGAGCUGGACCACCUCUCGAGCAGAUUAGCCUUUUACAUGUCAUCUCAAGGUGCACGGCGAGGCAUGGUCGUGCCUGCUUUGUUCGAGAAGUCGAUGUGGUUCCCUCUGGCACUUCUUGCAACGUGGAAGACCGGAGCUGCCACUCUUGCGUUGGAUCCGAGUCUUCCUCUCGAACGUCUCAGAUCGAUCACCCAGCAGGUGAAGCCGCCCUUUUUGCUCUGCUCACCUAGCACAAAUGCUUUGGCCAAGGAUCUCACGCCGAAAGGGGCGAUCUUGCGCGUUGAUCAGCAGUUUUUGAACAGCCUUCCAGUCCAGCAGGCUGAGCAAUCGACUACAUUGCCCUCUGACUUGCUCUACCUCAACUUCACCUCAGGGACGACCGGGCGGCCCAAAGGAGCACAGGUUACGCAUUCAAACUUUUGCUCUGCAAUAGAAUUUCAGCAAGAAGCUCUACGGUUCAGGUCAACCUCUCGGGUUUAUCAUUGGGUGUCGUGCGGGUUUGAUGUCGUAUACUCCGACGUGAUCCACACGCUCACCGCGGGCGGCACGCUCUGCAUCCCUAGCGAUUACGAGCGGAUGAACGACAUCGCAGCAUCUAUGCGAGUUUUGAAGGUGAAUUAUGCUCAUCUCACGCCGACAGUCUCACGACUGCUGCAACCGGAUGAUGUUCCAACACUUGAGACUCUCCAGUUUAGUGGCGAGCCGCUCACUAGCGACGAUGUGGCACGAUGGAGAUCAAAGAGCGUUCUCCUCAACACAUACGGACCAGCUGAAGCCUCUGUCACGAGCACUAUUGCAAGCGUUGGCCUGGCUCAAGGUGACCAGGAACCUUCUAUUGGACACCCUUACGGCGGUUUGGCUUGGGUCGUCCAUCCUUCUUCCAUCAAUCGUUUGGUGGGACUUGGAGAAAUCGGCGAGCUUCUCUUGGAAGGACCACUUGUGGGCGCUGGAUAUUAUGGAGACGAGGUUCAGACUUCUGCUGCCUUCGCUGAAAAUCCCGAAUGGCUCUCUCGAGGUGCCCCUGGCUUUGAAGGACGACAGGGCAAAGUCUACUGUACCGGCGAUCUCGUAUGCCAGCAGCCAGACGGCUCUCUGAAAUACGUUGGCAGGAAGGACAACCAAAUCAAAAUACACGGCCAACGCGUGGAGCUUGGCGAGAUUGAGCACCACAUUCAUGAUGAACUCGAAUCGACACAUGGCCAGCACACCAGAGUUGCAGUAGAAGCAAUCGCUACCGCCAAAGCUGCUGAGCCCGCCUUGGUUGCUUUCUUGAGCAUAGAAAGGCAUAUCGAAGACCUUCCAGCUCACAUUGCCAACAUCACCGGCGACUUGACCGAUCGUCUAUCUGCCAGGCUACCUCACUACUUCAUUCCAUCUCAAUACGUUGGCAUGGAACAAGUGCCGCAAACAGCCAAUGGAAAGCUCGAUCGUCGUCGCCUCCGAGAGAUUGGCGCCAGUGCCUUGACACAGCGUGCGGAUCACUCAGGCCCAGGCUCCUCAAUCCGAGGAGGUCCUGCAGAAGAGCGUAUGCGCCAGCUGUGGGUGCAGGUGCUAGGGCUUAAUGAUCCCCUUGGCAUCCAACUUAACGACAGCUUCUUGAAUGUUGGUGGGAACUCACUGGGCGCCAUGAGGCUGGUUGCCGCCGCACGAGACGCUGGGUUGAAGCUCACCGUGGCUGAGAUCUUCAGGCAUCCAAGACUGAGCGAUAUGGCGAUCCGAGCUCGCGUGUUGCAGCAUGCCAACAAUAUCAUUGAGCCAUUCUCGCUCUUGUCUUCGGAGAUGGGCGGCAAGAACAGGCUGUCCACCGUCGAGAUCCAGCAAUACGUCGCCCAAAGCUGCCAUCUGGACGAGUCUUGCCGGGUGGAGGACGUCUUUCCCUGCACGCCUCUGCAGCAAGGCUUACUUGCGUUGACAGCCAAAAGACCUGGAGACUACGUGGCUCACAUGACCUUCGACUUGCGGGCCGAAGUGGACAUUCUACGGUUGCAGCAGUCCUGGGAAAAGACCUGCCUCCAUUUUCAGAUCUUGAGGACUGUCAUGUUGAGCUUGCCGGAUUUUGAAAUGGUACAAGCGGUUCUCAAUGCCUCGAUUGAGUGGCAAACGUACGAUAGCCUCGUCUCUUACCUGGAUCGGUUCCAGACCCAGCCAAUGGGACUAGGGACUUCCCUUACUCGUGUGGCAUUGAUCCACGGAGAGCAGACGAGCACGAAAUUCAUCCUCACGAUGCAUCAUUCCAUCUAUGAUGGAUGGACGAUCCCUUUGCUCAUAUCGUCGCUCGAGCGCUCGUACCAAGGGCUCACUCUCCAACAUACUCCGCCUUUCCAGGCAUUUGUCAAACACAUCCAAGAGACCGACCAGCAUGCGGCAAAGGAGUACUGGCGAACACAAUUUCAUGGGCUGGAGGCAAGCCCGUUCCCUUCCCUACCUACUCCAACUUACGUUCCAAGAUCUGACGAAAGACUUCAUGCAACGUUCACAAAUAUCUCGCUUCCUACUGGCUUCACUGCUUCGACGGCCGUCCAAGCUGCCCUAGGCGCACUGAUCGCCCAUCAUACGAACACUAACGAAGCACUUUUUGGACUAGUCUCCUCUGGAAGACAAGCCGAUGUCCAUCACAUCGAUCAAAUGGCUGGCCCAACAAUAUCGACCGUGCCUAUCCGAAUGGCUGUGGAGUUUCAGGGUACCAUACAUGACAUGUUGGCUCAAGUCCAAAGCCGUUCUACUGGAAUAACUGCUUUUGAACAAUCUGGCCUCCAGAACAUCCGAGCAGUCAGUGAGUCUGCAGCGCGAGCAUGCCAAUUCCAGACCUUGCUUGUUGUGCAGCCGGAGCAGCCUGUGGGCAAUGUCGACAGUCCAAUAUUCGAGCAGCACAGUAGAAACCUGCUGAAGGGCGAGGCUGAUGCAUUCUCUACGUACGCUGUGCUUCUUCAUUGCGAACCCGCCGCACGUGGAGAAGUGAACAUACAAGUCAGCUUCGACUCCCAUGUUGUAUCUCGAGGAUACGUACAACGCCUGCUCUGGCAACUGGAGACGGUUUUGAGACAGAUCGGCACAGUUGAUCCCGCAACCAAGCUGCAAGACAUUCGGUUCUUAAGCGGGCAGGACUUGGUUGACAUCCGAAGAUGGACUGAGGUAGUCCCUUCGCCGGCUACUGAUGCCACUGUCGACGAGCUGUUCCAGAUCGCAGCCAAACGCUUCGCCGACAAACCGGCCAUAUGUGCCCACGAUGGAAACUUCACGUACCGGGAACUAGACCAUCUUUCCACAUGUCUAGCUCAUUACCUUGUCACAAUAGGGGUGGGACCAGAAGUUACAGUCCCACUGGUUUUCGAGAAAAGUGCCUACACUGCAGUGGCUGCCCUGGCCGUCAUGAAGGCUGGCGGCGCUUCUGUGCUGCUGGAUCCUGGCCUCCCAGUAGAACGAUUGAGAUCCGUUGUUCGACAAGUUCAGCCUCUCAAAGUCAUGCUCUCGUCGGUUUCCAAGCAAAAGACGGCAAAGUUUCUCGACAAAUCAGAGAUCAUGGUCAUCAACCGUCUCAGCCUACAAAAGCUUAAGCACGACGAGUUUCAGGGCAAAGAAUUGCCAGUAUUGAGCGCUGAUGAUUUGCUCUAUGUCGUGUUCACGAGUGGCACAACGGGGCUACCUAAAGGUGCGAUGAUCACCCAUUCGAACUUUUCAUCAGCUAUUCGCCAUCAGCAGAAAGCGCUCGGAUUCCACCACGGCGCUAGAGUCUAUGACUUUGUGUCAUAUUCAUUUGACGUUGCCUGGAGCAACCUACUUCACACCUUGACCUCUGGCGGCUGCCUUUGUGUGCCUAGUGAAGACGAGAGGAUGUCAGACAUUGCUGGCUCGAUGCAUCGACUGAAUGCCAACUAUGCCCAUCUCACACCAACCGUCGCCAGACUGAUCGAUCCAGCACAGUUGAGUGCCUUGAAGACGUUACAAUUCAGUGGAGAACGUCUGACUGCGAGCGAUGUGGCUCGAUGGGAUGUCGACAUGAUCAACACUUAUGGACCCGCAGAGGCCAGCGUCACCAGCACCAUUGCUGUGAUUCAUUCUCAGAACCGGCACAAGGCUUCUGGACUCACAAAUGGGCAUUCCCUGACAAACGGUUCUGCUGACGAGAUAGAAGAAGCUAGAAGCUCUAUCGACAAAGACCCCAGCAUUGGAAAGCCCUUCGGCGGUGUUGCCUGGAUAGUCUGUCCCAACAAUCCACAGCGUCUCUCAGCCAUUGGUGCUGUUGGUGAGUUGUGGGUAGAAGGUCCAUUGGUAGGGAAAGGGUACCUCAACGACAUGGCAAAGACCGCCACAGCCUUCGUGGAUGACCUACCUUGGCUCAAAGAUAUCGACAUCGACCACACCCAGCGACAACGAGCGUAUCGGACGGGAGACCUCGUGCAACUCAAUUCAGAUGGUACACUCUCGUUUACUGAGCGCAAAGACGCUUCUCAGGUCAAGAUCCGCGGCCAGAGAAUCGAACUCGCGGACAUCGAGACCAACAUUCGGAAUAAUCUGCCAAUGGACAGCGCAAUACAAAUCUGUGUGGAAGUGGUCAAGCUUCAAGGCAGCACUGAGGCUACUUUGCUGUGCUUCCUUAGCUCUGAAAACGUUGCCCAUGAAUCCCUCAAAGGCGAAACAGCAGAAAUCGUGGCUGUCCUUGAUGAGAGACUGAGACAGCUGCUACCGGCAUACAUGUGUCCGUCGGGGUGGAUCCCUCUCACUUCAAUUCCAGUCACAGGGACAGGAAAAACAGAUCAUCGUUCGUUGCAGACGCUGGGUGCGUCCUUCACCCUCAAAGCUGUGCAGGAACGUUACCAAGUGCAAGCCAAACGCCGGCAGCCCAAUACAACCGAAGAGUGUCUGAUGCAAGCUCUUUUCGCCGACAUCUUGAAGAUUGACAAAGAUCUUAUCAGCGCAGAAGACAACUUUCUCCGCAUUGGGGGCGACUCCAUUGCUGCUAUGCGGCUUGUGGCUUCUGCUCGGGAGCAGCAUGGAGUCAACAUGAGCGUUGCCGAUGUCUUCAGAAAUCCUGUCCUCAGUGACUUGGCCAAUACUCUGGAAGCCUCAGAAAACCACGUCAACGAUGAUGUACCCGCUUUCUCAUUGCUGUCAUCGAUUGAACAUCUGCACGGGACAGAGCGACCAUCCCUCGAAGACAUUCAGCAGCAAGCAGCAGCCAUGUGCUCCGUUGAAAUUGUCCAGAUUGAAGACAUAUAUCCCACGACUGCACUCCAAGCAGGGCUACUCGCCAUGAACGCGAAGAGCUCUGAGCAAGACUACGUCCGGAAGAAAGUCCUCAGACUACGAAAAGAUGUUGAUAUCGAUCGAUUUCGUCAAGCGUGGAAGACAACAGUGGACGAACAUCCGAUUCUGAGGACCCGAAUCGUCGACGUAUUUGGUUUCGGUCUUCUACAAGUCGUCGUUCGAGAUGCCAUCUCAUGCUCCUCAGACACAAAUCUACAAGACUACCUCAAGCGCAACGAUGAAGAGCCUUUUGGUCUUGGUCAGCCUCUGUGUCGUAUGGCCAUCAUUGAUUCUGGACGAAAACACAGUUCCGUUUCGGAAGAUCGCUUGUUCGUCCUGAUGCUGCACCACAGCCUGUACGAUGCGUGGUCGCUGUCUCUGAUCGACAAAACGGUCGAUGCGGCCUACCACAAGACGGAACUACCUCAUCGUGUUCCGUUCAAGAACUUCAUAAGAAGCAUCGCGUCAGUCGAUCGCGGCCGCCAGAUUGCGUACUGGAGUGAGCAGCUGCAAGAUGUCGAAGCAACGCCAUUCCCCAAACUUCCCAGCCCAUCGUAUCAGCCUCGCGCUGAUCGGAGCCUGACUUACAGCAUUACCCACAUACAAUGGCCAGGAUUGGGUUUUACACCUGCCACGACGAUCAAAGCGGCGUGGUCUGUGCUUUUGGCAAGGAGAACAGACUCAGAAGACGUAACCUUCGGCGCUGUCUCGUCUGGGCGACAGGCACACGUAUCUGGAAUCCAUGAAAUUGUCGGGCCAAGUAUCAGCACCAUUCCGGUCAGAGUCAAGCACGACUUUCAGGACAGUACUGCUGGGGAGCUUCUCCGCAAUAUUCAAGAUCAGUCUACGGCUUUGAUUGAGUUUGAGCAGUUCGGGCUUCAAGAAAUACGAAAAGUCAGCGAUGAUGCCGAAAGAGCAUGCGGAUUCCAGUCUGUCCUCGUGGUUCAAGCUCAAGAAGGGCAAACGCAAUCUGAGAGCUUGUAUGCUCCAAAUGAACAGUUCCACAAUAUGGACAGAAAAAUGGGCACGUUCAGUACAUAUGCGAUCAUGCUAGAAUGCCAACUGGGCUCCGACGACGUGACGAUCCACCUAGGGUACGACUCUAAUGUCGUUUCAGAAGCUCAUGCCGGCACGCUUCUGUCACAGUUCGAGACAAUCCUUCGCCAGCUUUGCGAACAUCCUGAGAGCAAGCUGUCGUCGGUCGAGACAAUCAGCAGCGAGGACAUCGAGAACAUUUGGUCCUGGAACGCAGUCGUACCAGAACGCAUAGAGAAAUGUGUCCACGAAGUAUUCUCAGAACAAGCAGCACGUCGACCAAUUUGUCCGGCAGUGGAAAGCUGGAACGGUUCCAUGACCUAUAGCGAACUCGAGAAGGCAUCGACAAAGCUCGCUCGGUAUAUCGUGGGCAAAGCCAAGCAGAGCAUUACUCCAGAGAUGGUCAUACCACUGCUCUUUGAGAAGUCCAAAUUCACACCGGUCGCCCAGCUUGCUGUAAUGAAGGCUGGUUUUUGUUCGGUCGUAGUCGACACACGGCUGCCCUUCGAACGUCAAUUGUGGACUACGAAGAAAGUCGGCGCAACCAUGAUCAUCGCCUCUAGAGCUCACGCUGAGCCAGCAAGCCGUCUACUGCCUAACGACGUCCUUGUCCUUGAUGAAGACAUCUUCAAAACUGUUUCGUCCCCUCAGCCAGAAGGAGAUCUCCCGAGGGUGAGCCCAUCGGCACCCCUCUACGUCAAUUUCACCUCAGGAUCUACUGGCGAACCGAAAGGCGUCACAGUCUCACAUCGCAACUUUGCAAGUGCCUUAUGGCAUCAGCGGGAUCGACUUACUCUACCCGAACACAGCAGUCGUGUCUACCAGGGGAUCUCCUACAGCUUUGAUGUCUUUUGGUAUGAGACCCUGCAGGCCCUCACGAAUGGCGCUUGUCUAUGUAUCCCAAAGGAGGAAGAUUGGCUCUCUGAUAUGGCUCAAAGCAUGCGAGACUUACUUGUAGACAGUGCGAUGCUCACACCUACAGUAGCCAGACUCUUGGACCCCAACGAUCUGCCGAACUUGAAAAGAUUGGCGCUGGCUGGAGAAGCUAUGGAGGCUAGUGAUGUUGCGUUUUGGAGCCAGAUUGAAACGCUGCAUAAUGCAUAUGGCCCUGCUGAGUGCUCGGUGUUCGCCACUGUCAAUGAGAUCGACACACGCCAUGUCGUAAAGCCUCACAUUGGAUUUGCAGCAGGUACCGUGACGUGGGUCGUUAGACAAGAUAAUCCAGAGCAGCUGGCAUCCAUUGGUGAAGUUGGGGAGCUGUAUCUGGAGGGACCACUCGUGGCUGAACACGGGUACCUGUCGGAUCCAGACAAGACAUCUGCUGCUUUCAUCGAAGAUCCUGUCUGGCUCCUACGCGGCAGCGCAGAUAUGCCCGGUCGUCAUGGUCGACUUUACAAGACUGGGGAUCUAGUCCGCUACAUUGACGACUGCAGCGGGAAUCUGGAGUUUCUUGGUCGAGCAGACGACCAGGUGAAGAUCAAUGGCCAGCGAGUUGAGCUGGGCGAGGUUGAGCGUGCAGUCCAACAAUGCAUUCCAGCAGGUGCUCAGUUGAAGCCUGUGGUUGAGCAUACCAAACCUAAAAACGCCGAAAAAGCUCGUCUCAUCAUCUUCGUGGCCGGGGAGCAUGGAACAGGAGCAGAAGAGCAAGAGAUACCGAUGACAGACCUCGCAACCACUGUGCAUGAACAGUUGACAGCCACAUUACCUGCCCAUAUGGUGCCCUCCCACCUAGCCGCAGUCACGGAAAUACCACGAACCGCAUCCGGCAAGAUUGACCGUCGACGACUGAGAGAUAUUGGUGCCGGCACCACUAUCGGCGAAUUGUGGCCUGUACAGCCUCGAACUGGCGCCUCUCGAGCACCUACGACUGCAAACGAGAAGGCUUUGGCACAAAUUUGGGCCUCCACUCUGGGCAUGAGCGACAAGUCCAUCGAAGUUAACGACAACUUUCUCCACGCCGGGGAUAGCAUUAGUGCCAUGAGAUUGGUGGCUGCAGCCAGAAGAAGUGGAUUGAACUUCACUGUCAUGGACGUCUUUCAACACGCUCGAUUUGAGGAUCUUGCUCUGUUGCUCAGCACCGACAGGGGCCAACCUGCACAAGACAUACAUCCCUUUGAGUUGUUACGGGGAAAUACCAGUGUUGCUGAAGUCCGUGCAACAGUUGCCAGGCAGUGCAAUGUUAGUCCAAGCCAAGUUGAGGAUGCUUUUCCUUGCACGAGCCUCCAAGAAGGGCUCUUGGCGCUCUCGAGCAAACGACCUGGCGACUAUGUUGCCAAAUUCGAGUUCCACCUUCGGGACGAUGUCGACUGCGGGCGCUUGAGGGAUGCAUGGAAGCUCCUUCUCGCGGCUACUCCGAUCUUACGAACAAGGAUAGUCGAGCUUUCGGAAGGCUUGGUGCAAGCCAUCAUCAGCGAGCAGGCCGAAGUCGAUGGUGACGCUCAGGUCAUACCUGUGAUGGGCACUGGAUCUGCGCUUGUCCACGCAGCGAUACCACAAGAUCCGACUGGUGUCUUCAGCCUUACUAUUCACCACGCACUAUAUGAUGGCUGGUCGCUGCCUAUGCUCUUCGACAAGCUGGCCAAAUGCUAUGGCGGUGCGACUGCUGCCGAACUUGAGCAUACUCCUUUCCAACAGUUCGUGAAGCACAUGCUUCAAAUGACCUGCGGAGACAUGGAGCAGUUCUGGAAGAAACGAUUCUGUGGCUUGAACGCCAUCCCAUACCCUGCUCUUCCGUCCACUGCUCAUCAACCUCAAGCCACGCAACGCGUACAACACAGGAUCGGUAGCCUCAAGUGGCCGUCAUCCUCAGAUAUCACAACGUCAAACCUCAUAUCUGCUGCUUUGGCCUUGCUCAUUGGCAGUUAUACGGCUCAAGAUGAGGCGUUGUUCGGGACUGUAGUAUCGGGUCGUCAAGCUCCAGUCCCAGGGAUCGACACUGUACUUGGUCCCACGAUUGGAACCGUUCCCACGCGUGUUUCAGUGGCCCAGCAUGAAUCUGUUCCAGAGUUUCUGGCUCGAAUCCAGCGUGAAACGCUUGAGAGCAGCAAGUAUGAGCAGACUGGUCUAGCUAAGAUCCGCCGGAUCAACGCUGAAUGUGCCAGAGCUUGUGACUUCCAAACACUGCUCAUAGUACAGCCCGCACCUGGAGAGAAGAAGCGUAGCAUCCUAUUCCAGGACGAGAAACCAGCUGCAGAGACUUCUACUGAAGACACAAAUGAGCCUGAUGCUUUCAGUACCCAUGCAAUUGUCAUUCACUGUCUUCUGGUAAACGAAGGCGCGACUCUGCAGAUCGGUUUUGACCCAGCCGUGAUUUCCAGGAGGGAAGUCCAACGACAGGCAGAACAAUUCGAGUCUCUACUACGGCAGCUCUGCGCGGUCGGUACUGCCCGUGAGCCACCAAAAGUGGGCGACCUUCAAGCAGUGAGCGCCAAUGAUACUCAAGAUAUCUGGCGGUGGAAUGCACGCUCUCCAGAGCCCAUUGAGAGAUGUGUUCACGAUAUGAUCGAAGCCGUGAUCAAUGCGGAGCCUCACUCACCAGCUAUUUGCUCUUGGGAUGGGGAGUUGUCUUAUCGUCAGCUCGAUGAGUACUCAACACGACUUGCCCAGCAACUGGCCAAACAAAACGUCAACGGCACCGUCGUACCGCUCUGCUUCGAGAAGUGCCUCUGGACCCCGGUUGCUGCACUGGCUGUCAUGAAGGCAGGAGGCGCAAGCGUCACCUUGGAUCCUUCAAGCCAGCCGGUGGAUCGAAUGAAGACUAUCGUCGAUCAGGUCUCACCUCUUGUGGUCUUGUGCUCAAGAAGCCAAUUGUCUGUGGCUGAAAGGCUGUCGACGGUUUCAGUCGUUCUGGUCGACGAGGAGACAGUCCGAAGCCCAUCAACUGCCGAGCAGCCUCUUCCAACCAUUCAGCCGUCCUCUAUUCUAUAUGUGGUAUUCACCUCGGGAUCCACCGGACUGCCUAAGGGAGCUGUGGUUUCUCAUGGCAACUUUGCUAGUGCCGUGCACUACCAACAAGAAGCCCUUCGCCUCCAUCCCCAGCCAAGGGUGUCAAGGGUGUUCGACUACGUCUCUUAUACCUUUGAUGUCUCUUGGUCCAACCUGUUGCAGACACUGUGCGCAGGAGCCUGUCUCUGCAUCCCAAGCACAGACGAGCGGAUGAAUGAUAUUGCUGGCAGCAUGCGACGUCUCAGGGUCGACUACUUGCAUAUCACGCCAACUGUAUCUCGCCUGCUUUCCAGCAAUAUUCCCGAUGUGGAGACGAUUGCUUUUAUUGGCGAGCCCGUCAAGGCGAGCGACGUUGCUCAGUGGCGUGGCCAUGCUCAGCAUAUCCUGAACACAUUCGGGCCCGCAGAAUGUACUCCCGUGAGCACUGUCACUGAGCUUGACCCGACGAACGAUGACGUGCCUUCUAUUGGAAAGGCCAUUGGCUCUGUGGCCUGGGUAGUCAAUAAAACCCAGCCAAACCGACUUGUCGGGGUUGGGCAGAUUGGUGAGCUUUGGAUCGAGGGCCCGAUAGUCGGUCAAGGAUAUCUCAAUGACACCAACAAAACCGCGGCUGUCUUCGUGAAUGACCCUACUUGGCUGACAGAGGGCAAUAGUCUUGACAUCUCAGGUCGCCACGGUCGAUUGUACAAGACCGGAGAUCUUGUCAAGUAUGCCCCUGACGGAUCCCUAAUCUUCAUUGGACGAAAAGAUGCGCAGGUCAAGAUCCAUGGACAGCGUGUCGAGUUGGAGGAGAUAGAGCAUAACGUGCGCAAACACCUUGGUCGGGCUGACAUUCAACUGGCCGCCCAAGUGAUCCAUCCACAAGAUACCAAGGAUUCGAUUCUGGUUGUGUUCGCUGCAGGGUCGGAAGUAGAUGACGAUUCACUGAAGGGGCUGACUGCUACACUCAACGAGCGAAUGGCGAGCAUUGUGCCAAGCUACAUGAUACCUUCGGUGUACAUACCCGUACAGAAGUUACCCAUGACGGCAUCAGGAAAGCUGGACAGACGUGGAUUACUGCAAAUCGGAGCGUCACUGUCUCGCGAACAGCUAGAUGAGCUGCGACCAGCAUCCAUCGACUACGAAGCACCCAGAACCUCUGCGGAGAUGCAACUUCAACAGCUGUGGGCUCGCAUACUGCGCAUUGAUACCAGUAAAAUUGGUACCUGCAGCAGCUUCUUCGAGCUUUCAGGCGACUCAAUAAGUGCUAUGCGGCUUGCGAGUGCUUCCCGAGAAGCUGGAUUGUCUGUGACUGUGGCCGACAUCUUCACCUCACCCAGACUGAGUGACCUUGCAAGUCGAAUGAAGAGUUCGGCCGACAGUUAUCUUGAUCCAGAGCCUUUCUCUACCCUGCCUGAAGACGUGCAUGACAAAGGCUUCUUUGAACAAGAGGUUGCCGCCAAAAUUGAGCAUGCCUAUGGGCGUAUCGAGGACGUGACGCCCAUCAACAGCGCCCAAGAAAGGUACAUCAAAGCCGCACUGAACGAACCCCUUCGGCGUUGCUACCACUGGUGGGUUGACUUUCCUGCUGGGACCGAUGUUGGACGACUCUCCGAGAGCUGUGCUCGUCUGUGGGAGCACAUCGAGAUUCUCAGAUCAAUUUUUGUCCUGACGCAGGACAAAUACUGGAGAGUCGUCUGCAACGGCAUAGAGCCCUCCAUCGCGGCCUAUCAAUGCGAUGAAGAUGUAGCUCAGGCGGCAGCAGCCACAUACAGAGAGGACUCUAAACUGAUGCUCCGUCUCGGGACGUGCUGGACAAGAUUUAUGAUCCACCAUUCGUCAACUGGACCGGUUCGAUUGACAAUGAGGUUGUCUCACGCCCAGUACGAUGGACUCAGCAUGUCACACAUUCUAUCCGCACUGCUCGCCUUCCAGGACGGACACUCUCCCCCACCAGCUCCUUCUUUCUCUGGUUUCAUCAAUCACUGCCAACGGAAAAGUGAAUCAAGCCAGCGGUACUGGACUUCAUUCUUGAAGGGCUCCCGGAUAACUACCAUCGUCGACAAUAAUACAAGUCUCGUGAACACCCAAGACUCGUCCAUCGUGUUGAAGAGGAGGGUAUCUACCCCAGAAGUUUCAAAGUCUUUCACUCCCGCGACAGCCUUCACCGCGGCCUUCUCCACCGCACUCCGCAAAUCCACACACCAGACGGACAUCACAUUCGCCCUCCUCAUCUCAGGGCGUUCGAGUCUUCCACCAGGUCUCGAAAACGUGGUUGGUCCCUGUCUGAACAACGUCCCCAUUCGAGUAAGGGAGCAAGAUGGAGCAGACUUCGAGGAGGUAAUGCGAGCAAUCUACAACCAGCGCGUGCAGAGCCUACCGUAUGAGACUUACAGCUUCGACGACAUUCGUCAAAACUGCGUCGAUUGGCCCGAAGAGCAACGAGACAGCGGGUUCUUCGUGCACUUCCAAGAUUAUGAAGAAGAUGCCUCAUCAGGCUCGACGAAUUCAGGGAUGAAGCUGACCCCUGUUGAGAAAGAUGAGGCGAUUGAGAGUCAGCAGAUCACGGUGCUGGCAACGCCAUGCGGAGAUGGCCUAGAGGUGGAAAUGAACGCUAGUGCGAGAUUUCAUUCGAGAGGUGUUGUUGAAGGAUUGUUUGAGGAGUUGGUGAGGGUACUGAAAAGCAUGUGA